Camelina sativa (false flax) is the source of this 5649-nucleotide messenger RNA. NCBI's taxonomy places the organism in Eukaryota, Viridiplantae, Streptophyta, Magnoliopsida, Brassicales, Brassicaceae. The record is from RefSeq and is a predicted model, not a curated record.
UAAAAACAUCUCUUCCAGAAGAUCGAUUUGUGUGUUUUUUUUUUUUUGGGGGUCUUUUUACGGAUUUUUCGUUCUUCUCGUUUGUGGGAUCUUCGCGGUUUGGUUGGAUCUCUCUCUCUGAGGCGCUAUUCAAACAAACAAACAAAAAAAAACCCUAAAGAGGAUUUCUUCUUCGAAUUCGUAAAGCGGAAUUAGGGUUUCUCAAUUGAUGAUGGUGGUGAAGGAAGAAUUGUGAAAGAGUUAAUUUUUAAAUGUUGUUGUUCGAAAGAGAAGAAGAAGAUGAGAGAAGGCUAUGCAUGGGUGGCUUUGUGAUGUUGUUGAGAGGAAGAAUCAUCGUCUUCGGCUUAUGUUUAGAGCUCCUUCCCGUUUAAUUUCGAGCCUCGACGCUUCUUCGUCUCUCUCUCUUUCUUCUUCCUCUACUUCCUUCUCUAAGGACGGACGGAGAAUUAGUGUUGGUGACUGUGCACUCUUUAAACCACCACAGGAUUGCCCACCUUUCAUUGGUUUGAUUCGUUUGGUUAUUCCUGAGAAAGAAGAAGAAGGCAAGUUUAAGCUGCGUGUGAAUUGGCUUUAUAGACCCGCUGAAUUGAAGCUUGGCAAAGGCAUCCUUUUGGAGGCUCAGCCUAACGAAAUCUUUUAUUCCUUUCACGAGGAUGAGAUACCGGCUGCUUCCUUACUCCAUCCUUGUAAAGUUACCUUUCUUCCUAGAGGCGUUGGAUUGCCAUCUCGAAUCUCUUCCUUUGUGUGUUGGCGAGUUUAUGAUGUUAUGAACGAUUGCAUUUGGUGGCUCACUGAUCAAAACUAUAUAGAUGAACGGCAACAAGAAGUAGAUAAGUUAUUGUGUAAGACUCGUUCCGAGGUGCAUACCACACUACAGGGUGGUCGUUCUCCUAGGAUGAAUAGUCCGACAACAACGCAAGUGAAAGCUGGUUCUGAUGGCAUGCAGAACAAUAACUCUUUUUCUUCGCAAGGUAAGGGAAGGAAGAGAGAGCGUCCUGAUCAGGGCUCCGAGUCUGUGAAAAGGGAACGUCCCAGUCGGGUUGAUGAUAGUGGUUCUGGUUUCUUGAGAACAGAAAGCAGUUUGAAAUCUGAAAUUGCUAAAAUUACGGAAAAAGGUGGGCUAGUGGACUCUGAAGGGGUUGAGAGUUUGGUGCAGCUCAUGCUGCCUGAGAGGAAUGAGAAGAAGAUAGAUUUGGUUGGCCGAUCAAUUCUUGCAAGCGUUGUAGCGGCAACAGACAAGUUUGAUUGCCUCAGUCGUUUUGUCCAGCUGAGGGGAUUGCCUGUUUUUGAUGAGUGGCUACAGGAAAUUCAUAAAGGGAAAAUUGGGGAUGCGAGCAGUCCCAAAGACAAUGAUAGAUCAGUGGACGAUUUUCUCUUGAUCUUACUUCGUGCUCUUGAUAAGCUACCUGUGAAUCUCAAUGCUCUCCAGACUUGUAACAUUGGAAAGUCGGUUAAUCAUUUGCGGUCACAUAAGAAUUCAGAAAUUGGGAAAAAGGCAAGGAGCUUGGUUGAUACAUGGAAGAAACGUGUUGAGGCAGAAAUGGAUGCAAAGUCUGGAUCCAAUCAGGGUGCAUCUUGGCCUGGAAGACCUCGUCAUUCUGAAGCCUCUCAUGGAGGUAGACAUUCAGGUGUAUCCGCUGAUGCAACCAAGACUUCAUCAUCACAUCUUCAUCCGUCUAAGUCUGUGUCCGUCAAAAUACCGUCAGAGAACAGCAUGAAGUCUGCAACUACAUCUCCAAGUUCUACUAGAUCAGCCCCAUCACCUGGAACAGGUGUAGCUGUUGUUAAUGACGGGCAGCAAAGAAAUACUGGGCUGAGCAGGAGUUUCUCAUCACAAAGAACUGCACCUGAAAAAACUUGUGAAGUACCGAUGGCCGAAGGUUGCAGUAACAAGUUGAUCGUGAAGCUGCCUAAACGUGGCCGUAGUCCAGCACAGAGUGUUAGUGGAGGUUCCUUUGAGGAUCCUGCAGUGGGUAAUAGCAGAGCUCCGUCACCUGUUCCUUCAGAGAAGUAUGAUCAGUUUGACCGAAACAUGAAAGAAAUGAAUGAUACAUAUCGAGCUAAUUUUAGCCCUGAUACUAAUACCGAGUCUUCGCAGAACAAUGAUCUUAAAAAUCUAUCAACAGUUUCAGAUGAGAUUGCUGGUUCCCCUUCUGUUAAUGCUGGUGAUGAGCAUGGAAAGGCUGUUAAUGAUUCUGGUAAAGUAGCAGGAACUGCCAAACCCACUUCUCCCACGUUGGGAGAUGACGCUAAAACUGGGAAAAGGCAUUGUGGAUCACAUAGCUCAAUGAAUGCGUUGAUUGAAAGUUGUGUCAGGGACUCUGAGACAAAUGCAUUUAUGGCUGGUGCGGAUGAUGUUGGAAUGAAUCUUCUAGCUACUGUAGCUACUGAUGAAAUGUCCAAAUCCCCUGUCGCAUCACCCUCGGUAUCCAGGGUUUCAGAUUCCAAGAUGAAUGAUAGCUCCAUUGCAGAGAACCAUACACCACGAAUCACAAAUUCUUUGGAUGGCUUACCUCGCGAACAAGCUGAACCGUUUGCCAAGAAUCCCAUGAUUGAUAAUGAGCAACAUGUCAGUAGUAGUGGACCUAGUGGUGAGCAGUUUGCGGCUUUAGAGAAUGUGAAUGAUUCUAAGCCUGGAGAUCUUGAUGAGAACUCCGACUCAGAAAUCGAAGAAUUGCAAAGGUUGGUGGAUCAGUGCCUAGAGAGCAAUGAAAAUUCAGAUGAUGUUGUUGCUCCAAGUGCUUUGCCCACAACAGCCGUUGGAGAAAACAUGUCUGAUGAUAGUGAUAGUGGUGUAGUUAGUAACCUAAAGACUGAUUUUACAUCAGAGACAGAAAGAGUGGCAGAUACAACGAAGAGGACAGGAAACUCUAUUGUAAGUGAAUGUAAAGCCAUUGGCGGAAGUCAAAAUGCAUAUUCUUUGGCUGCUGAGCAACCACACACGAACGUUGUUAGUGAUAGUAGGACAGAAGAGAAACCAAAGGUGAUAUUGAGUUCUGAGCUAUCUUACAAAAUGGGAGAAGGUGUAUCAGAUAUUUCAGAGGUUGUCAAGGAUAUGGGUACUGCAAAUGUUGAUAGAAAAGUGUCUGAUAAUGAUUGUGGGGUUGUUGACGACCAAAAGGCUGAUAUUACAUCAGUGGCAAAUCGCAUUUCAGAUACAGCUGAAAUGGUGGAAACCUCUGAGUCAGCUGAAUGUAAAGCUGUCGACUUAUGUCCUAAAGUAGAUUCUCUGGCUGUUGCCACUACUCCUUCGGAUGUCUUAGGUGAGAACAAGAAAGAACAGAAACCCCAGGUAGUGUUGAGUUCUGAUAUACCAGUCUCUUCUGGGUUCUCCAGGGGGAUGGCUGCAUACGUUGAUAGAUUGGUAACUGAAAAGAUCAAUGAGAUGGGGGUUAAUCAUAUUAACCAAUCAGAUAUAAAGAAGAACAAUCGUGUGACAGCUCGUCUGGACUCAUCUGAAACUAACAGUGAAGUUGAGCAUGUAGUGGCGUCUCAAAAGAGUAUUGAAGUAGAUAAACGGUGCAGUGCGGCGUUGGAUCAGCAAGUAGUCUCACCUAAAAUUGCAGAAGAUAGUCGGAGACCAAAUGGGUCUAGAAUGAGUGGAGCUGACGGAGAUGAAGCGGAGGAAUGUACAUCUGUUGCCACAGAUGUUCCUUCAGUUUCAGCAAGGUCAGAGAUGGAAGUCAGAGUUGAAUUUGACCUAAAUGAAGGUUUCGAUUGGGAUGAUACACGAAAUGGGAAUAUAAAUAGUUUCUCUGGAUCUGUGUCUAUGACGCCUGUUCCUUUACAACCCAGUCGACUUCCUGCGUCCAUUACUGUUGCUGCUGCUGCAAAGGGUGCGUUUGUUCCUCGUGACGAUUUAUUGAGAAACAAAGCAACUGUUGGCUGGAGAGGAUCUGCUGCCACUAGUGCCUUCAGGCCAGCGGAGCCAAGAAAAGUGCAGGAGGUGGUGCCAUUAGGCUUGAAUAAUGUGUCUUCGACUGAUGCCUCUACAACUGCUGGCAAGCAAACGAAGAUGUUCUUAGACUUUGACCUAAAUGUACCUGAUGAGAGAGUUCUUGAAGAUCUGGCUUCCCAAAGAUCUACCAACCCCACAAAUUCCUCUGGUGGGCUGGAUCUUGAUCUAAAUAAACUUGAUGAUCCAACUGAUAUGAAUAAUUACACAAUAAGCAGUGAUCGUCAGGUAGACUCAUCUUUUAAGCAGGCAAACUUAUCUUCUGGUGGUCGUAGAGAUUUUGAUUUAAACGAUGGACCCGCUGUUGAUGAGUUGAACGUGGAGUCAUCUAUUGCUUUUUCUCAACAGUCCCGAAGUAGCUUGACAUCACAGCCAAUGAUCUCUGGAAUAAGAAUGAAUAGUGAUAAUAUGGCAGCUGGCUUCUCAUCUUGGUUUCCUGCUGCUAACAAUUAUUCAGCAAUGGGCAUUCCUCAAGUCUUGCCUGAUCGAGGUGAUCAGCCUUUUCCAGUUAUUACCAGCAAUGGACCGCAGAGGAUGGUGGGUCCAACAUCCGGAGUUUCCUCAUUUACACCGGAAAUGUUUAGAGGCCCAGUUUUGCUAUCUUCUCCGGCAGUUUCAUUUCCGCCCACAGCGUAUCAGUAUCCCGGGUUUCCUUUUGGAACUAGUUUUCCUCUAGCCUCAACAAAUUUUUCAGGUGCUUCAACACCAUACAUGGACUCUUCAUCAAGUGGCAGGCUUUGUUUCCCUCCUGUCAACUCUCAAAUAUUGGGUCCAGGAGUUGCCAUCCCGUCUAAUUAUCCAAGGCCUUAUGUCGUAAACCUCCCAAAUGGUAGUAGCAAUGGUGGAGUGUCAGAUAACAACAGUGCCCAGUGGUUUAGAUCAGGUCUUGACUUAAAUUCCGGGCCAGGAGGGCAUGAAACUGAUGGGAGAGAUGAAGCAACACUAGUGCAAAGGCAAUUACCUUUGAAAGAUGAUCAAGCAAGAAUGUAUCAAAUGUCAGGUGGUUCUCUCAAGAGGAAGGAAACAGACGGUGGAUGGGAUGGAUAUAAGCAAUCCUCAUGGCAAUAACAAACCUCAGAAUCUCUUUGUAGGCUACCGCACUAAGCAUUUAAUUUGGAGAUAAAAGCAGAUGCAACUGCCACAAAGUGUUCGUCUAUCGGGCUGGUGAAGACGACAUUGGACCGUUUUGUUCAUAUAAUCUUGAGCAACCAGCUUCUUAGACAAAAUCUGACCCCCUACGUCUUACCAUCAUCAUGUAGAUACCUCCAACAGUUUCGGAUUUUCACAGGCGUGGCGUGAAAAACUCUCAGUGAAACCAAGACCAUCAUCAUCACUUUGUUUAUUUGCUCUCUAUCCCCCAUACAGAGAGAUUUGAGAGUUUUUACAGGUGAACUUUUUUAAAAAACAACACACUUGUUGUGUCACUCUUUGGCUCGUCUUCUCUAACAUCUAUAUGUUUCCAGUCCAAAAAAGGCAAGAAAAAGAUAGUUUAGCUUAUGUAAUUUUUUUUAAACAGUUAUGCUGUAAAAAAAAGAAGGAAAUGGUGAUGGUCUUAAAAGCAUAAUGGGUAUGAGGUUGAGAGAUAAAUCUUGCCAUGGUUUGUAUUAUGAAGUCAGCAUCUAUCAAUGCCUCCUCCAUUGUAGAUUAUUAUUAUUAUUAUUCUACUUGUGCUAGUUAUGGUUGAAGAAGUGAUC